AUGGGUUCCACCAUGAAGCCUACAAUCUUCAACGAGAGGGUAGCCAACGCUCUAAGAAACUGGCACCAAACGGCCAGGAAGCACGUAAAGCAGAGCCACCGCUCUGGCUCGGUGACUCCAUUUCAGAGCGGACCGGGUACUCCUCUGCAUGCCAUGUCCCCAGUCCACCUGCUGCGCAACUACCGCAGCGAUAUUGACAGCACCUUAGUGUCUCCAAGGGCUUCCAACUUCAAUAAUGAGUUUUGGGAAGGUGGGGGCUCAGCCUCUCCCUCACACCACCAUGAAGUUCAACGCGCUAGAAUCAACGAGGCUGUGACCAACCUGAGGAUGCAGUUCAGCUGGAGUUGA
Molecule: messenger RNA, 348 nt
Organism: Thlaspi arvense
Lineage: Eukaryota; Viridiplantae; Streptophyta; Magnoliopsida; Brassicales; Brassicaceae
Source: the annotation of a GenBank genome assembly